UUUUUAUUGUAAGACUCUACUACUCCUCUUUAUUUCUCCUAAAGGCAAUUGCCUCCCAUUUUUAUGUGUUUCUCUCCUAUACAAAGUCACAAAAAAAACCUUUCUUCACACACAACUAUACUUCCCUUUCUAUUUUCUCGAAUAUAUUUUUCAUUUUCUAGUCUCAAUCCCCAUGACUGCCACCACAACAAAACACUCACUCUUUUCGUCUUUUUUUCCUUUUGUGGUUAUUACUAGACCCCCUUUUUUGUGGGGUAGAUGUGUGUAUAUAUUUCAAACUAUUUUUUUUUCAAAACGUUUUUUCCCUUUAAUUUUCCUUCUUUUUAUUGAUAAAAUGGAUGAACUUUCAUUAAAUGUUUAA
Meloidogyne enterolobii is the source of this 361-nucleotide messenger RNA. The record is from the annotation of a GenBank genome assembly. Lineage: Eukaryota; Metazoa; Nematoda; Chromadorea; Rhabditida; Meloidogynidae.